GGAGAGAAGCGCUGCAGCCGUUUUCGUACGGGCCACGGGCUUGUAUUGGGAGGAAUCUCGCAUACGCCGAGAUGCGAACCAUCCUCGCCAAGAUCUUGUGGAACUUUGAUGUCGAGCUGCAACCACAGUCGGCCAGCUGGGACGACUGCAAGAGCUAUAUCGUGUGGGAGAAGGGGCCGCUGUGGGUGUGCUUGAACAAGAGUGUCUAGUAUACUGCCGACAUGAGUAUAUGGUAUGAUAUAUUGUCUACAGCAGGUAUAGUGCUACCGGCCACCUUUGCAGAUGGGCGGCGGUCGUUGCAAGCCAACACAGAUUUUCUCAACCGCGUCCGCGAGAUGAAACGCGAAUACCGCUUGAAGGUAUACGCCAUGUCGAAUAUUUCACAGUACGACUUUCAGCAGUUGCAGACAGGCCGCGAAGGCGUGUUUUCCCUCUUUGACCGCUGCUUUGCCUCGGGUGACAUUGGGCUGCGGAAACCCGACGCAGCCUUCUACGAGUAUGUGAUACAGCAGAUAUAGUGUCUGCCGCAGCAUGUCGUGUUCAUUGACGAUAAGGAGGAGAAUGUCAGUGCAGCUCAGGCAGCGGGGAUGGUGGGCGUGGUAUAUAAGGA
Messenger RNA from Penicilliopsis zonata CBS 506.65, 610 nucleotides. RefSeq lists its product as hypothetical. The record is from RefSeq and is a predicted model, not a curated record. The transcript is spliced from 2 exons. NCBI's taxonomy places the organism in Eukaryota, Fungi, Ascomycota, Eurotiomycetes, Eurotiales, Aspergillaceae. Bases 222 to 518 code for a protein of 98 amino acids.